AAGUGUUUACAAGUGCAAAACUGGAAAAAUGGCUUUUAUGAUGCCGGUAGUGAAGAACGAUUGGGACAUCUACAAGUCCAAUCGUUCUAGAAGGGUGUCCGAGUGCUCGAACACGUCCAAUUGCCGAUCGAGGAAAGUGUCGGAAUGCAGAAGCGAAGGGCCGAGUCUGUCGACAUCGCCGGGUUCAGAUUUCAUCACAUCGCCGACACACAAUCGCAGUGUGCCAGCCAAUAUGUCAUCAAAACAAUACUCCAGAGCCAACUCGAGGACGAGUUCAAACAGUUUGCAGAGCCCGAUUAAAAGCGAGUCUUGCUCGCCACCGAAGAACGAGUCGUCGACAAGUCUCAACAAGUUCCACAACAGAUUGCUGGACAAGUUGAAGAAGAGCUUGAAGCACAAGGACAGUGACGAGAAGACGAGUUCAUGAGAAAAGGACGCCAAGGAGAAGGAACUCCACCUCCGGUAGUUAAGGUCAUUGACUGUUGUGUGUUGGCCGGCUUAACUUAACAAAAAUAUAUACAUAAACUGCAAUUUUUUGAUAUACUUAUUGCCCUGUGAUAUGAAGGUUGAUUACAUUUUGUCUUGUGUUUAUUAAUAGCUCGGUCAAUCUAAAAAUCCAAAAGUGUGCUAUGAAAGUGAGGGACUGACUUCUUGUUUGAUAUUUUUCAUAAAAAUACUGCAAGUAAGUUUUUUUGAAAUUAUUGGUAUUAGAGCCAAAAAAAUUGAAAUUUUUGUGUAUUCAGUAUUAAAGCAAUUUUGUUGAGAUUCUGUUUCCUCGCUUUAAGAUGUCAACACGGAAAUAGGUGACUGCACAACAUAACAUACUGGAGUAAAUAGAAAGUACCUACUAUAAUUUCACUUAUUUCCGUUGUUUGAACUCUACUUAAAAAAUUAAGACUGGUAAUUGGAGGAUUUAAGGAGUAAAGUAAAGUUAACAAAUAAAUAAGUAUAUUGCUUGUUAUAUUCAUAGAUUUUAAUAGAAUGUACCUAUGUUAAUCUUAAAUAUUUAUAGAGGGUUAGGUAUUUGAUACACGUUUUUUUAAGCCAAUUCAGGUAAAAAGAAAAAGACUUAAUUAUUUACUCUAGAUUCGAUAGCUCCUAUUGAUUGAAAGGUUCACCUUUAAAUUAAGUACGAGGUUUGAUAUUUUACCUGGGUCGAGUUAAUACUGGGGCAUCUGUAGGGAACACAACAAUUUUAUUUUUAACAUACUCUAGGCAAUUGUAUAAUAGAAUAGAAUUUGUAUUUAUUUUUUUUCAUUAUUUCCCUAAAUGUGUCCCCAGUAAAGUGUUAUAUUGUAUGAGACCAUUUUAGAGUUGGUACUACUCCAAUAUAUCACUGCCCUCAGUUUUUUUACAAAACAUUCCGUAGACGAAUAUUCUAACGAACUUAAGAACAAUAAAUAAGUUAAACUUAAUUAAAAUUUGACAAAAAAAAUAAUUUUUAGACAUAUUUUGUCGAAACCUAUUUGUAUUGAAUAUUGAUUAUUGCUCUGAUGUUUUUGUGAACUGAUUUGUAAAAAUUAAUAAAAAGCCUUUUAAAUGC
Brassicogethes aeneus is the source of this 1543-nucleotide messenger RNA. NCBI's taxonomy places the organism in Eukaryota, Metazoa, Arthropoda, Insecta, Coleoptera, Nitidulidae. The record is from the annotation of a GenBank genome assembly.